Molecule: messenger RNA, 1962 nt
Organism: Phytophthora infestans T30-4
Lineage: Eukaryota; Oomycota; Peronosporomycetes; Peronosporales; Peronosporaceae
Product: glycoside hydrolase, putative
Exons: 2
Coding region: 1-1962 (653 amino acids)
Biological process (GO): carbohydrate metabolic process
Source: RefSeq, a predicted model, not a curated record
AUGAAAGUCCAAGCGAUCGCUUUCGUCUCGAGUGUACUUGUCGCUGUCGCUUUCGGGUCAGUUGCACCCUGGGAGCAGUACAUCCAAUCUCCUGCGUCUCGAGACAUUGCUCCUGUCAGUAUCUAUGGCUCCUCCGGCAACGUCAACGUCUCUGACCUGACCGCCAGGCUGUCCGGCAACGGAUCUACCGUCACGAACGACUUCGGCCAGCAAGUAGCGGGGUUCAUCACGCUGCAAUUCGCUCCUGCUGCACCCGAUUCAACCUACACGUUCGGUCGAGAGUUCGCUCGAGGCAGCUUCCGUUAUCUAACGCUGUCCACGAGUUCGUCUGCCCCGAUUGAGAUCACCGGAGUCUCCACGCACUUCACAGCUGCUCCAGCUACCGACGACGACAAACUACGCGAGUACUCGGGUUACUUUUACAGGGAUGAUGAGCUGCUCAACCGUAUCUGGUACGCCGGUGCGUACACCGUUCAAAUCUGUACGAUCGCGUCGAACGAAUCUCGUGCGAACCCACCGACCAUCACCAAGUACGGCUGGUUCAGCAACGCCACCAUCCAGAACGUGACUUCCGGUGCGGAAGUGUACGUGGACGGCACCAAACGCGACCGUACGCCCUGGCCUGGUGACUUUGGUGUGGCUACAUUGUCAUGGGUAACCACGUUGAACGACGACAACCUUUUAUCGGUUCGUCACGCUAUUAACUCGCUCUAUGCGAUCCAGAACACGACAAACGGUCAGUUCGCCUAUGCCGGUACUCCUAUUGCUCCCCGAGUGCAACUAGCGGGUAUCAACUCGGAUACGUACCACCUGUGGACGCUGAUCUCCAUAGUCGACUACGCGAUUCUCACUGCUGACACGGAAUUCCUCAAGAGCCACUGGGACCGUGCGUUGUUCGGCUUUGAGUUUAACCUGGGCAACGUGGACUCGUCCGAUAUGCUGCUUAACGUCACGGGCGUCUUUGAUUGGGGUCGUGUGGGUCAAGGAGGCAAGAACAUCGCCGCCAGCUCGCUCCUGUACCACGCGCUUUACAGUUACGCCGACAUGGCGAAGCAUCUGGGGUACGAGGUGCCGUCCUACAGCGGCACGACGUUUGGAGAUCUCGCUGGUGCUGUUAAGACUGCGGUUAAUAUCAAUCUUUGGGACGACUCAGUCGGUCUUUUCCGUGAUAACACUACAGCUGCAGGUGCUGAGCUGCACCCCCAGGAUGGCAACUCUCUUGCUGUUCGGUACAAUCUGACGCAGUCAUCAGAGCAAGCUACUACCGUCUCAGAGAACCUCGCGGCUCGAUGGAACGAAUACGGUGCUGUGUCGCCUGAAGGUCUCGGCUCUAUUUCGCCGUUCAUCACAAGUCUAGAGGUGGAAGCUCAUCUACGUGCCACUCCUGGCGACGCAUCACAUGCUCUCGCGAUCAUCCGUCGUCAAUGGGGCUACAUGCUCGAUACUUUCAGCAACUCGACUACUAUUGAGGCGUACUACGAAACGGGAGAGCUGAUGUACCCAUUCUACGGUCUGGAAUUGGGUGCAUACAUUUCGCACGCACACGCUUGGUCUACGGGUCCAACAGCGUCUUUGACGUUGCAUGUAGGCGGGCUGAGUCCCGUGACGGAUGCUGGUAAGACGUGGAAAUUUGUACCACACGCAGCUGGAGCGGGUAUUGGCGAGCUACACACUGGGUACUCGCUGGCGACGGGGGACUUCUCCGUUAAGUGGACGACCAAGGACGAGGACAGCUUCUUCCAGGCCAACUUUGAGACUCCAAAGAACACAACGGGGUCCAUCUCGGUGCCCACGUUCGGCAAGGCUCUGGAUACAAUCGAGAUUUUCAUCAACGGCAACACAGUGUGGGCUAACGGCGAGUCGUCGUGGACUGGCUUCGGUGCGGCCGUUGCAUCCAGUGACUUUGUGACAGUGUCACAAGUUCCUUUCGGAGGAUGGAUCUCAAUUGUAGCCAAGGAUUGA